Symsagittifera roscoffensis is the source of this 5627-nucleotide messenger RNA. RefSeq names its product centromere-associated protein E-like. Lineage: Eukaryota; Metazoa; Xenacoelomorpha; Acoela; Convolutidae. The record is from RefSeq and is a predicted model, not a curated record. The transcript is spliced from 4 exons. Bases 84 to 5249 code for a protein of 1721 amino acids. Gene Ontology annotation, cellular component: cytoskeleton.
UAAAUUUUUAGGGUUUUUUUUUUCGUUUUGUUUGAAUAAUUAACUUCAGAUUUUGUUAUGCGCAACUCUUUGCCAAUGCAACAAUGAGUGCUCAACAUAUAGCUUCAGAUAAAUCAUCAUCUCAUUUCAGUCAUCACCAUAAUCAACUGCAAACUCAAAACAGGAGGGGCGUGAAAUGUCGUCAGCCCCAAACUAACGUGCCGGGCCCAUUUUUCAAUCACAUAGCACCAUCAGCUGAAACUUAUCAGGGAUCUUCAGAUGACUUUUUUAAUGAAGGUGGAAACAGGAUAGAUGCUGAAGAUUUAAUCAUCAAUGAGAUACAAGCUGAAAACCUUGCCGAAAAUAGGAAACAACUCACGGAUCCAAAGCAUCGGAACAGAAACAAGCCGAGACUGCGCACUAGUUCUCAGCAGAGUAACUCCAGCAUAGACCUGCUCAGCUUGACUUUGUCCAGCGACGAAAACCAAGAAGAUGCAGACUCUUUGCUAAAUGAUACGCUCAGAAGCCACCCUGAAGUAUUAAAUCCCUUUCUAAGUACAAAUGAACAUGAAAGUAAUCACUUGAGUGCGAACUUGCUUCUUAGCAGGGCCGACAUCCAUAAACAGAAUAAUCACCAUCAUCAUCAGCAAUAUCGUCAUUUUUUACUUUCCAACGAGGAUCCUGCUGGUAGCCGAGAAUUAGAAACAUCUCUGAGGAGCAACGACGCCUGGUCAACAAAGUCUGUUCCAGCCUACAAUCCUAACAAAAACUGCAGUAAUAACAGCCGGGUUCCGAGACAUCCAGGAGGUGUAAUGGAUCCUAUGGCAGCUGAAAUUUCGAGGAGCAGAUAUGCUCUGCAAAACAAGAAGUUGUUAGAGGAACUGGAGCAGAGAACGUUUGAACUGGCGGCACUGAAGAGACACCUGAAGGAGGUUGGUGGGAAGAGUGCAGUUCAGGGUGAGCACCUGCGCACGUUCGACCAGAGGAUUCUGAGUCUGGAGAGUGAGGUAAGGAUCCAGGACAAGAAACUGAGGGAGACGGAGUCCAAACUAGCAGCUUACCAACAGCAGCUGGCACACUCCGAAACACAGAGAGCUAUUGCCGUGGAAGAGAACGACCAUCUGAAACAGCAGUUGAAAAACAUCACAGAGGAUAAACAAAGCGUGGAGAAACAGAGAAGCGAGGCAGUGAAGAAUCUGGAGGAGAUGACGAAAAACAUGGGCGAGUUCCGGAACCACACCAAGAACAAAUUGGAAAGAUUGGGAGACUCCGAAAGCGGACUGAAAGGAGAAAUUGAAGACCUGAAAAAGCAAAUCGAAACUUGUCAAAAUUCAAUGAAGGUCAAAGAGGACAGUGUGAAGGAACUGCAGUUGCAGAUUGAAGAUAUGAAGCGAUUAGCCGAAAGCAAAGAUGAACGAAUUCAAGAUCUAAAUGGAAGAUUGGAAAGCUGUAAGCAUGAAAACGAAUUGCUCAAAGAGUCAAACACAAUAACCUCAACGGCGCUGUCUGACGCGAAACUCGAACUAGAAUCUCUGAAGCGUACAAACGCUUGCAGCUGUUCUGAAAUUCAAAAUCAUGAGCAUUUGAACAGAGAAAUUGAGAGCUUGAGGCAAAUUUUGAUUUCGAAGGAAUCGGAAUUAAAUAGUAUAAAAUGUGCAAUAUCGACAACCAGUCUAGAUAAUGUUGGUUUUUAUUCGGAGAGAGUGAAUUCGGACAAUAUUGCAGAGCCAGACAUGCAUGAAUAUUCGGUGAUGGAAGCAGAAAAAGUGAGACUGAGAAAACAGAUCAAAGAACUAGAAAACAGCUUGAAAUCGAAAAACUCGGAACUAGAAGCGGUGAAGUCUCAGUUGAGUUUAUGGAGUUCUCAGUACGACGAAGCUAAAAACUUCAUAAACGCAAAUGACUGUUUAGUAAUGAGACUAGAGCGAGAUAACCAACAGAAACAGAACUCGCUUGAAAAGUGUAGAAAGGAAAUAAGUGUGUUGAAGGUUAAAGUUGAAGAUGCCAAAAAUGAAAUAAUAACUGUUGAAGGAAAACUGAAAAGAUCGCAAAUGGAGUAUCAUCAAUUAAAAUUGGCGUACAAUGAGGGAGUGUGUAAAUAUGAUAACGUGAGCAAAAAAUUGGAACAAAAUCUGGAGGAGUUUCGAGAAAAAGAGGAAGAGUACCAAAAUCAUAUUGACCAGCUUCGAGAAGAAUUGAAAGAGUUGACGGGGAACUUCGAACUUCUGGCUUCUACUGUGGAUAACAAAGACCGAACUAUUAAGGAACUCCAGUCGCAUUUCGACGUUAUGAUGCCAAAUUUGGAAUCGGUCAAAGGUGAGUUGACCUCUCUAAAUUCAGCUCACAAUCAAUUGAAGGAACAAAGUUCAAGAGUGCAAGAGGAAAAACGCAAGCAAAUUAAACAUUUGGAAAGUGCCUUAGGAGUUUAUAAAGAAGAAGUCGAAAAGCUAAAUCUUCAGUUGAGACAUCAAAAAGAUACUUUUGACUUGGAAAGUGAAAAUUAUGGCAUCGAAAUUGAAGAUUUGAGAGGUAAAGUCAACAAGUAUGAAUCGCAGUUGACGGCAACAAAAACUGAGUUGUCUGCUAUGGACAAACAUGUGAAAGAAUUAGAGGCGGAAGCAAUAUGUAAAGAUGGAAAAAUCAGCGAGCUAGAACUGCACAUUGCCGAAAUGUUGAAAGAAAAAUCGGAAAUGCUUGAAAAACAUUCAAAAGACAGCUCAGAUUUUGAAAACAGGUUCGAAGAUCUGAACAAAUUGUAUCAAAGUGUGAACUCGGAGCUGAAUGAAACGCAGGAAAAAUUGAGUUCGGCGAAUGAAAGUUUAGAGUUGAAAAUUGCGAAAGUUGCGCAGCUGGAAGAUUUGUGCAAAGAUAACGAUAGUAAAAUCAAAAGCUUCAUCGAACAAUUGGAGAUGAAAUCGAAUAUUUUAGAAAAAGAAAUUCAAAAUAAAAAGGAGGCAGAGGAGUUGGUCUGCGAGCUGCAAGAUGAAAUGAAAUUGAAGACUGCUCAAAAUUUGAAAUUGGCGGAUGAGUUGAAUAUAACACGCGAAAGGUACAAAGAAAUUGACCGAACCUUUUCAGAUUAUUAUCAGGGCUCACAAGAUAUUUUAGCUCACAAUAAAGCACUGUCGGAAAAAGUGAAGGAACUCCAGAGUUCGAUGCAGAAUCUAAAAGCAUCACUUGAAAGUACGAGAGAUGAUUUAACUCAAUCAAAUGAUCAAAUUGGUAUUUUACAGAGUUUGCUGUCGGAAAAACAAAUCGACUGUGCCAACAAGCAGCAGAAAAUUUUAGAAUUGGAACACCGAAAUCAAGUCGGAAAUAUGUGCAAAGAAGAUGUGGAAAAUAAAGUCACAGAACUGGAACAGAAAUUGGAAAAAGUGAAGACUUCUUUCCAAGAUUCAGAGCAGAAAGUCAAAGUGUUGGAAGGUCAGCUUGUCAUGAAGGAUGACCAAAUUUCAAUGCGAGAAGAUAAAAUUUCACUUUUGACCGGAAAAUUGGAUUCCAUUGUCAAAUUAGAUGACUCAAACUUGAAGAAGUUGGAAGAAGUCACAAGGAGUGCAUCUGAAAAAAGCGAAGAAGUUCAAAAGGUCAGAUCUGAAAAUGUCAAACUGAGAGAAGAUAUUAAAACAUGUGAAGCUGAAAUGUCGAAAAUGUAUAGAAAAAAUUCCGAAUUAGACGAAAAACUGAAAAAGUUAGAAAGUGAAACUAAUGCUUUGAAUGCGUCAAAGAAGAGUUUGAGUGAGGAGCUUAAUUUAAAAGACUCGGAAGUUCAAACUUUGAAAACUUCAGUUGAGAAAUAUGAGCUGAGAGAAAGUAAACUGAAAGUUGCGGUCACUGAUGAAAUAUCUCGGCUUAAAACAGUUGUUGAAAAGCUAACAGAAGAACAUAACAAAGAGCUAAAGGAGCAGCAUGAUCAAUUUAAAGAAUCCUUGUCGACCAAAGAUUUCCAUAUGCAGAAAAUAGCCCAAGACAUGCAACAGAGUUCGAUGCGUGAACAAAUAUUACGCAAUGAUUUAGCCCAGGCGAUCAACCAGAUUAAUUAUUUCAAAAAUAACCAAGCCUUUUACUUAAGUUCGAGUAAUAUGAACAAUCAAGGCGCUUCGUCCAAUGGGACUUUGAACAGUCCGGAUUCUCCAACAAGUUACACCUUUGAGCAAAAUACGGAUCAAGUUUAUCAAGGUCACCCCGAUGAAAGAUAUGACGCCAUGCAAAAACAACAUCAUCGCAAACAUCAGAAACACAGACUUGAUAACGGAUUAUCUGGUGCUGUUUACCCUGCGGGAAAUAAUGUGCCUAAAUUCAGUUCAAUUACAGGUAAAGGUGUCGUAGCAAGUACAAACUCAGGGGUGUCUCCAAGAACAGUUCCUAGUAUUGAUAGAAUGACGGAAAUCAGAAGUGACCCAAUGUUGCUAAAUUUCCACUACUUGCCACAUGAUGAGCAACAACAAGCGAUGGAAAUGCCUUCGCCAAGUGAAGGUCAAACCCAAAGGUCAGUUGAAUCUCAAGGUCUACUGAAACCGCAUCAGACUCUGCAGAGAACGUAUUCUGAUUCAAGAGCUCUCAAGUCUACUGGUCUGAUGAGCAACGAAGAAACGGCUCGGCAAAAUGUGAAUGCAAGAGAAAAUUUGAGGCCAGAAAAAUCGUCGCCUAAUAUAAGCGCAGAUAAAGUUGCCCCAAAAAGUGCGCCUCCUAAGAAACUUAAUGACACUUCUAGAGGCGCAGAUAGUCCAUUCCUAGAAAUAUCUGCAGAUGUUGCUGACAUAUUUCGGAAAGUCAAGGAAAACAUGGAAUGUGAAGUCCCGAAAAACCCAAAUAAUGAUGUUCAAAAUCAAUUGGAGUCCAAAAAAGGGAGAACUUACAAAGUUCCUCUUUCGAACGGAGACGAGAACGCUGCAGGCAUGAAAUCGAAGGCUUCUAAGAGAAUGUCAGUUCAGGAGAUGUCGUUUACUUACAACAGUGAAGAUGAGCUAAUGAAUCAAUCGUUCCAUUCGCUGAUAUCUUUGAAUGCUUCUCAAGAAGGAUUGGAUUCAGUUAGGAGUCACACGCCUGCGAUGUUAGAAAUGAGUCAUAAUAAUGAAAACGGAGAUCAUUUGCGAAAUGAGCUGUCAGCUGUAUCUUUUGACGCAGAUGGUGAUCGGGUGGCUAACAGUACAGGCACUGAUGAAGAGUUCCUGAGGAUGUUAGAUGCAAAUAGCAGAAAGAGGAAGGAAUUGGAGCAAAAGCUGAAUUUAUUAGUGGAGAAAACAGGAACCGUUUUGAACGAGCAGCAGUGAAAAGCAGGGUAUCAGUUGUACGCUGAUGAUAAUCAUGAUAUAAUUUCGAACUCAACCCACUGAUUUCCAGUUGAAAACUUGGAUAAAGCAGCGUUUUACUUGUAUGUAUUGCCAGGUCAAUGAGUAUGUGCCUAGAAUCGCUCAGCCUUAAAAUUGAACCCAAAUCUUCAGUGCAAUUAUAAUGCGUCUUGUUACUUAAUAAACUGAUCAUUACGUUAGCUUCCAUUUGUACUUUUAUCACGUUCUUUCUAUCUCAUUUACAUUAGUUUUGCGUUUAUAUCUUGUUAUACUCGAUCAAAUUGAAGGUCAUCCUUAGGCUCUUGUAUGUAUGUAAAUAUGUAAAGCUACUUUAUCUCCUUAUAAUACAAGUCGAAUUGA